This is a messenger RNA of Exophiala mesophila, 776 nucleotides long. RefSeq lists its product as uncharacterized. The transcript has 3 exons. Lineage: Eukaryota; Fungi; Ascomycota; Eurotiomycetes; Chaetothyriales; Herpotrichiellaceae. Gene Ontology annotation, cellular component: mitochondrion; cytosol. The record is from RefSeq and is a predicted model, not a curated record. The coding region runs from base 91 to 486 and encodes 131 amino acids. Gene Ontology annotation, molecular function: deaminase activity.
CGCAUCGAUACUGUAUAUCGGGAUAAGUAGUAGAUAGUCAUCUACCAUCGAACAAUUCUAUCAAUCACCCUUUUUGAAAUCACAACAAUCAUGGCGGCUCCUUCGCACCAAUCGGUGGUGACCACCAACGCACCGAAUCCAAUGCCCACAGUCUUCCCACAAGCCGUCGUCACGGCCAAUGGCUUUGUCUUUUGCUCCGGAAACAUUGCCAUGGAUCCUCAGACCUUGAAAGUCAUUGAUGGAGAUAUCCAAGCUCACACACAUCGCAUCAUUCAAAAUAUCAGCGCAGUCCUCGACGCCGCCGGCACCAGUCUAGCCCGCAUCGUCAAGAUCAACAUUUUCCUCGCCAAUAUGGAUGACUUUGCCCGUAUGAACGAGGUCUACGUCCAAUAUUUCCAAACCAAUCUUCCUGCGAGGACUUGUGUCGCCGUCAAAACAUUGCCAUUUAACACCGACAUUGAAGUGGAAUGUACAGCCCUUUUGUGACAUCGACGAGUGAGUAUGUCAUCUUCGACUCGAUCAUCCACGAUGAUAUCAAUGCACCAACGACAGAUAUGGAAACAGGCAAAGAUAGAAAAGUAGACAACACAAAGGGACCAAAGUAGGAGAGAUUGCACCAUCUGAAUUGGAAAAAGAGUUGUGCAAGGUAAAACAGUCUUGUGCUAAGAAUCGAAUGUGACAAUGACGAAAGGGGCGAGUCUGGGAUGAGAUUAAUUGAUAUUCCACUAAGGAGGUGUAUAGACCUGAGCAAUAACAGCACCCUGGCAACUUCGCCG